Messenger RNA from Filobasidium floriforme, 2108 nucleotides. Its product is annotated as glycoside hydrolase superfamily. Gene Ontology annotation, cellular component: extracellular region; cell surface. The transcript has 8 exons. Gene Ontology annotation, molecular function: beta-glucosidase activity. The coding region runs from base 223 to 1887 and encodes 554 amino acids. Lineage: Eukaryota; Fungi; Basidiomycota; Tremellomycetes; Filobasidiales; Filobasidiaceae. The record is from RefSeq and is a predicted model, not a curated record. Gene Ontology annotation, biological process: glucan catabolic process.
GAGAUCAAAGGGACGCCAGGUCAUCGAUCUUUUCGGUCUUGGCGAAUUUGGCAAACCAUUCCCGAUAUACAAACGAAGAAUCGAACACUUGGGAGGAUACUACGAUAUCACAAUAGCUUGUCGUUCCCGGACAACGGUACUCGUACCUCCUAGAAUCGAGUGCAAUCAGAAGGAAAUAUCCGCUACAUACCAUCGACGAGACGCUACGAAACACCUACCACCAUGUGGUCCAUCAACCCUCUUACUCUUGCCACCUUGACUUCCCUCACCCUCCUCACCCCCACUUUGGCUCUCGAUUCGUGGUACACUCCCCCAGGCGGUCCCCCAACCGGCUCGGGCUUCAACUCCACCCUCAACCCCUCGUCAACCAAGAUCAAGGGGGUCAACCUCGGAGGAUGGUUGAUCCUCGAGAACUGGAUGACACCCUCGAUCUUUGGGGUAGCUGGUCUACCGGGAAAGGGAGACGAGGAUAGUGUGAUGGAUGAAUGGGGCUUGUGUGAGAGGUUGGGGAAGACGAGGUGCGAAGAGGUCCUGGAGGAGCAUUGGGAGUCGUUUUAUACCGAAGACGAUUUCAAGAGGAUGGCCGAUUACGGUCUCAACACCGUUCGGAUCCCCGUUCCAUACUGGAUAUGGAACGUCACCGAAUCCGAACCGUUCAUCACGGGAUCCCAGAUCCCUCACUUGCAACGGGCUUUGAACUGGAGUUAUGUGUAUGGGCUAGAUGUAAUUCUGGAUAUGCACGCUUUGCCAGGCUCGCAAUCGAGUUAUCAAGUUCACACAGGUCUCUAUGCUCAGGAAGGAUUUUCCAACUCGACCGAAAACAUGGACCGAGCUUUGAACGCUAUCGAACAGAUGGUCGCUGAAUUCACCAAACCCGAAUACGGCGGUGUCGUCACAGCUAUCGAACUCGUCAACGAACCCUGGAUCGAAGCUUAUAUGCCCAACAACAUGCCUUGGGAGCUCCUGGAAGAGUUCAUGGUCAAGGCUUAUGACGUCGUCAGAUCUACCGAAGAGAUCAUCCCGGGGCGACACGAGGUCAUGGUCAUCGUUCAUGAUGCGUUUGGUUCGCUCACGGACUGGACGGGUGGAUUCUUUGCCCCUGGCGGGAAGGGACACAACUGGACAAAUUAUGCGCUGGAUACGCACGUCUAUCAAGCUUGGUCAGGGAUCACUUGGGACGAGGGGCAUAUCGAGUCGGCUUGCGCUCAGGCGAGCUAUUUGGAGGAGGCCCAACGUAGUGUGCCCGUUAUCGUCGGCGAGUUUUCGCUGGGAGUACAGACUUUCUGCGUCGACUACAAGGACUGUUUCAACCUGACGUUGGCCGAUGCUUUGGCGAAUAUCACUUCGACGGGCGGGGACAGGGACAUGUUCCUCCGAGCAUUCUGGGAGGCACAGAUGCAUGCGUAUGAGCAUUCCGCUGGUUGGAUUUUCUGGAACUUCAAGACUGAGCUCGCACCUACUUGGAGUUACGAUCAAUCCGUUGCCCAGAAUUGGGUCCCGCUUGAUCUUGCAGACCGGGUAUGGCAAUACGACGCUUCUCAGGCAUACUGCCUUCAGAAUCAGAACUGGAGCAACAUUCCCGACUUUACCCCUAAUACCCCUGCUCCCCUCAAAGAUGGAACCGCUACCCCAGUUCGGGAAGCCAUGACUCUGGCAGUUCAAGGCGCCCUUCUCAACUCGACCUCGACUUCGAUCUCGACUUCAGCUACUACUACCGGAAGCGCCACCGCUAUUGUGACAGGAGCAAGCGCUUCCUUAACAGGCACUCCCAGUGAAACGGGUGUUCCCACUUCCACCGGCGCAUCUAACGCCGCUUUACGACACUUGAUGACUUCUCCCUGGACAUGGCUCGCUGUAGCUACCUCUGGGAUAAUCCUGAUGACCUAAGAACACCCCACCGGCGGACGCUGGUUUCAGAUAGAGUGUGAUUGAACAUAGAGAUGGAUCUUAGAUGCCCAGCAGUUGGUAUAGAUAAUGUAGCUAUUAAUCUUGCUUUUCCUAGUUGGUACGAAAUAUAUACACGUGACACGCCCUCAUGUGAUUUGCACCUAUGAUCGGCUGUGGAUCAUACAACGAUGCUGUUAUCUAUCUGCGAUCUGCGAUUGGUG